CCGACCCAAUCAGCUGGCUCGUGACUCAGCACCAUGCAUAUUCAUUUCGCUCUUAAUUCACACCAGAGGUGGUGCCGUAUAAAUAGAGGCAGUCUAUUAACAUCUGAUCAUUUAGUACAGAAUCACUGUUCUGCACACAGAAAUCCUUCAGCUGAAGAAGAUGAGUACGUCGGUGAAUGGGGACCCUGCGACUAUACCCCCACCCUACAUCAUCCCAGUGGAUGAGAAGGAUGACGUUAAGGUCUAUCAUCCGCACACGCCAUUUAGCCCCCCAGAGAGCACCCCGUAUCGCAACGUCCAAGCCGAAUCCAAGAACAAGUUUGUAAGUUAUGAAACCGAGCUGUCUCGUUCCCCUGGAAUGACAACAUGCAUAAACUGUCAGCAGCAGGUCAUGACUGAAGUCACCUACAAAGUUGGAGCCUAUGCAUGGCUGAUGUGCUUGCUCUUUAUCCUCUGUGGGCUGGUGAUUGGAUGCUGCCUACUCCCCUUCUGCAUGAAACACUUCAAAGAUGUGUAUCACUCCUGCCCCAGGUGCCACCAGAUCUUAAGUGUGGAAAAGAAGAAAUGUUGCUAACACUAGGAUCUCCUCAACAGCCAGGGAAAACCUCAAACAACCUUUCUUUACCCAACGCCACGCAUAGUUAAGCAAUAUGGGUGCUUUCAGUAGCCUUGCAUGUACCAGAAAAUCGCAGUCUUCAGUUGAACUACGGCCAAGCAAGAGUGAUUGUUAAUCAGAAGUAAUUUUUAUGCAUUUUUUAGGCAUCAAGGAAGAUGUCAUCCUAGAAAUGUUUAGGAUAACCCAAGAUGUACGAAUAUUUUGUAAAUAAUCACUUCCUAUGGUGUUUUGAAGAACUUUUAAAUGCAAUUCAAUAAAGGCAAUUUUCCAAGUA
Messenger RNA from Brienomyrus brachyistius, 890 nucleotides. RefSeq names its product Lipopolysaccharide-induced tumor necrosis factor-alpha factor homolog-like (gene litafd). Gene Ontology annotation, molecular function: zinc ion binding. The record is from RefSeq and is a predicted model, not a curated record. Bases 161 to 574 code for a protein of 137 amino acids. The transcript is spliced from 5 exons. NCBI's taxonomy places the organism in Eukaryota, Metazoa, Chordata, Actinopteri, Osteoglossiformes, Mormyridae.